Glossina fuscipes is the source of this 2590-nucleotide messenger RNA. RefSeq names its product ubiquitin-conjugating enzyme E2 J2. NCBI's taxonomy places the organism in Eukaryota, Metazoa, Arthropoda, Insecta, Diptera, Glossinidae. The record is from RefSeq and is a predicted model, not a curated record. The transcript is spliced from 4 exons. The coding region runs from base 483 to 1343 and encodes 286 amino acids.
UUUGUUAAAAGCUACAUUAGAAAAAAAAAAGGAAAACACCACUUAAGUUUAAUAACAUUUGUUGCUCGCCAUAAGUCUAAAAAUAUUGUAACAAUAUUAAUUGCUGAAAAGAGAGCAUUGCUGCUGUAGUAUUAGGCCUGAAAAAGCAGAGAAUACGCAAUCGUGAACAACGAAAACAAAACACUAACAUUGAAUGUAAAGGAGAAAAUUUGACGUUUUUAUAAAAUUCCUGAUUAUAUUUUGGAUUUGCCCAGGUGAAAACGAUUAAUUUUCUGCAUUGUAUCGGCCUCGAAAAGUUAGUUGUGUACGAUAAGAUUUCGUAUUCCACGCGCACAUUUGGGAAAUUAAAUAACAAAAGGCAAAAAAUAAAAAGAAAAAGGAAAUGUUUAUGUUUUCCUUAUGUGUGACGUGUCUUGUAUGGUUUGCAUAAGCCAACAAUAAAUUAAUACAUAUACGUUGCAGUUUUAUCUUUUACGUCAAUAAUGGAAGUGAAAAAGAUGUCAUCGUCGGGUUCGUCGGCCCGUAAACAACCCACAGCUAUAUCACGUAUGAAACAGGAUUAUAUGCGUUUAAAACGUGAUCCAUUGCCUUACAUCACAGCUGAACCUCUGCCUAAUAAUAUACUUGAAUGGCAUUAUGUUGUCAAGGGCCCGGAAGACACCCCAUAUUUUGGUGGAUACUAUCAUGGUACACUGCUAUUUCCACGUGAAUUUCCAUUUAAGCCGCCUUCAAUCUAUAUGCUGACGCCAAACGGCCGUUUUAAGACGAACACGCGAUUAUGUUUAAGUAUUUCAGAUUUCCACCCGGAUACAUGGAAUCCUACUUGGUGCGUUGGCACUAUACUUACUGGCUUGCUUAGCUUUAUGUUAGAGACAACAGCAACAUUGGGUUCAAUCGAGACGACAACCUAUGAAAAACAGCAACUCGCCAAAAAAUCUUUAGCAUUUAAUUUGAAAAAUCCACAAUUUGUUGAACUAUUUCCGGAGAUAUGCGAUGAAAUUAAUAAGCGCCUGCAAAAUGAAAAGGAGCAAAAAAUGAAAACCCUUAACAUGCUGGCGAAUGGUGGUAGUAACAGUUGCAGCAAUAGCAUCAUUCCUAAUGGCACAAAUGCGAAAAUUAAUAAUAAUAACACAUUAGCAAAUGGUUGUGCGGUGGCAAACGGUGCAGUGGGUGCUUUGGGUAAUCUUAACGAUGCAAAUGUUGGACCCGUUCAAGAUUUGAAUGCCGUUAAGAAUUUAACAAAUUCAUAUUUGAAUUGGCAAUCGAAUCUGAUAAUAAUUAUAUGUUUCGCAAUUUUUGCUUUAGUAGUAAAUUAUGUUUUAAAAAAUAUAAAUCAGGAAUAGAAGACAAUUACCUUGUGUAUAUCUUAUUAGAAAAUAUUUUUAUAUUUAAUUUGUUUUUUUUUUAAUCGGUUGCUUGUUAUGCUAAUGAUUACGUUAGUCGAUCAUAAGUUUAUCUUUAUUUCAAAAAAUAGCUUAAUCUUAAUGAGAGUAUAGUCAUACGUAUAUAAUAAUUUUGCUAGAUCGGAGGUUUGAAGUUCACUGUUAGCACGUCUUCCUUUCAUACGUCUUCAGCCACCUUUCUUGACAUCCUAGGCUAUGUGUAUUUUAACUUUCGCUGGUUGCGUUAAUUUUGGCCAACGAUUUUUCCAGGCAAAAGUGAUAAAGAAAUGGGAAAAUGUCAGUGUACAUAACGAUUAAAUUCGAUGAUCCUGACCUUUCUCUCUCUACCUAAAAUAACACUUCAAAUAACAUUAUGGGGAUAUUCAGUGUCAGUUCAGGUACUAAUCAUGGAAUGCUCAAAAUUGCGUUUUCUGCAUUCAUUACUUAUGUUGCUUGAUUUAAAGAAAUUUGUUGCCGAAGCCCAUCAAAAGUUUUUAGAAACUUAUGGUGACGCUGCUCCGUUCUAUCGCAAUUGUCGAUUUUGGCCACAACGGUUUGAAAGUGGCGAUUUCGAUGUGAAUGAUAAAGAACGGCGACUGGAGAAUCGAAAACACAGUGGACAGUGGACAAUGUGAAAAUAGUGGUUUGAAAGACUUAUUGGACGAAAAUCCAGCUCAAACUUCAAAAGAACAUUCCGACAAUUUAGUAGUCAAUAAAUCCACAGUUCCUCGACGUAUACCUUGCAAUUUCGGUCAUUGAAUGGUUUUUUCAAGUGAAAAAUGGCCAAAAAUUAACAGAACCACCUAGUGCCCUCUGUUCAUGGUUAAUAAAUAAUAAACUUGUGCAGGAUAGAUUGGUAGCCCAAGUUUGCCUGGUCUAGGAUUUGGCCAUAGAAUGGUCAGCUAAGUAAGUUGAAUAUUUUUAAAAAAGAUGAUAGACCGCACGACAGAAUUGAGCAUUCAAAAUCGAUCUAGUGUUAAUAAUUACGCAUACGCCUGCAGUAAAACUAAAAUAUAUGAUCUAAAAUUAUCUGAAAAACGAACUGCAAGGAAAGGUGAACAAAUAGAUUGCAAAAAACGGCGGAAAAUAAGUUUAUUAUUUUUUAAAUUGUAAAAAGAGAAGAAGAACCCUUAAGAGAAAGCCACUAACGAAAUAUUAUGUUAACAAACGUGCUUCAAUUGAUAAUAACUUGCGAAGCGAAAUAUCUU